This is a messenger RNA of Drosophila busckii, 1430 nucleotides long. RefSeq lists its product as uncharacterized. Gene Ontology annotation, cellular component: nucleus; 90S preribosome. Gene Ontology annotation, biological process: maturation of SSU-rRNA. The record is from RefSeq and is a predicted model, not a curated record. The transcript has 2 exons. Bases 18 to 1430 code for a protein of 470 amino acids. NCBI's taxonomy places the organism in Eukaryota, Metazoa, Arthropoda, Insecta, Diptera, Drosophilidae.
ACACUAUAAAAGGCAGCAUGUUUGACAAAUUGAACUUUAAUAAUUUGGUCAUUUCCAACAAGAAACUUAUACAACAAGCACGAGCUCAAACGAUUGCAAAGUUAGUACACAAACUACGCAAACUGAACAAUGCGCUAGACAAACAUCCGGACAAUGAGAAGCACAAGCAGCGGAUACGGAAAAAUGCUGAAUGUGUGGCACAGAUAAAAGCGCUUAAAUGUAUACGCAUAAUGCGGUCGGUGCUGCUGCAAGAUGGCAAGCACAAUGCAGUGUUAACAAAUGGCAGAGCAACUCCUGAAGAGAUUGGCAUUGCCAUGUUAGGCCUAAAUAAAAUUAUGCAGCUGCUCGUAAACACAUUUAGACUUAAGCUGGAACUAGGCAGUGAGGCAGAUGCUGCAUGGCGUACUGAAAUAUUGGAGACUAGUAAGAGGCGCCUUAAAGUAGAACGCACUGAGGACAAGCGACGCAAGCGUAAAGAGUUGAAAGAUCUAAAGGCGCAGGAGCGUAAUCGCGUAGAAUGGUUGCAGCAAAACAAACCAGAAGUUGACCAGGAAAUGGGGACAGCUGUUGAGACGGCAGCUGAAGAUUGUGAGAAGGAAGUUGUUGAAACUGCUAAAGAAAAGUCCAUUAAUAAUAAGCUGGAAAAUAUAGAAUCCACAAAAGAAUUGCACGUGGAUCAGCCAAGGCUGGAAGUUAUGCAGCCGAAAGUUAUAGAAAAGCCAGCAAAGAGAGAUGUAAAACAGCUAAAACAAAGAGAGAAAACAGUUAAAAAAGAACGAUUGCAAAUAGACAACAAAAAGCAGCCAAAACUGGAAUUAAAGCAGCCAAGAGUUAUAGAAAAACCAGCUAAGGGAGUUGUAAAGCAGGUGAAAGAAAUGGAGAAGUCAGCUAAAAAAGAACGGUUGCAAGUAGACAACAAAAAGCACACCCAGCCAAGUGUUAUAGAGAAACCAGCUAAGCCAGAACAUGUAGAGCCUUAUAGAAGUAAUGUCAAACAAAAAAAGACUAAAGUUGAAGAAAAGGAGCGACCUACUCAUGUGGUUGAUCCCUUUUUUAUAACGGAGUCUGGGCAGCCAUAUCUAUCAUCAGCUGUAGUGCUCUCCGGUGACAGCAGUGAUGAAUCAGAGAAAGAGGAUGUGUACCAUCAGGAACCAAGCCGGCGCAAACAUGUUACCAGACAGCAGGAUACUGACAAGCAUCCUUCCUGGUUGGCCAAACAACAACAGAGGCCAAUUAUAAGUAGCUUUAAAGGACGAAAAAUAAAGUUUGGCGAUGAUGGCAGCGCUGUGGCCACAAUAGCGCCAUCUGCAGUGGCACCUGAAACUGCUGCUGUUACUGCAGACAUGCAUCCUUCGUGGAUAGCCAAGCAGAAGCUUAAACCUAAAAUAGCAACAUUUAUGGGCACAAAAAUAAAAUUUGAUGAUGACUAA